Echinops telfairi (small Madagascar hedgehog) is the source of this 714-nucleotide messenger RNA. RefSeq names its product TNF superfamily member 8 (gene TNFSF8). Bases 1 to 714 code for a protein of 237 amino acids. Gene Ontology annotation, cellular component: membrane. The transcript is spliced from 4 exons. The record is from RefSeq and is a predicted model, not a curated record. NCBI's taxonomy places the organism in Eukaryota, Metazoa, Chordata, Mammalia, Afrosoricida, Tenrecidae. Gene Ontology annotation, molecular function: tumor necrosis factor receptor binding. Gene Ontology annotation, biological process: CD8-positive, alpha-beta T cell differentiation; immune response.
AUGGAUCCCCAGCUGCACGAAGUAUUCAACAGCGUGGCCCCUUCUCAGGACACAGCCAUGCAUGUGCCAGAAGGCUCCGUCACCAGCCACUGGGGAACCGUGAGCCGGAAUUAUUUCUACUUCACAACCGCCACCCUGGCACUGUGUCUCAUUUUUGCCGUGGCAACCAUAAUGGUCUUGGUGGUUCAGAAGACGGGUUCUUCUUCCAUUACCAACCUAGGCGACAGCACCCCUUAUAAAGGAGAAAAUGGCUCAGAGAACAUCUUCAGUAUCCUGAAGAACACUUCAUUCAAGAAAUCAUGGGCCUAUCUCCAAGCGUCAGAGGAAAAAAAUGGCAACAAGUUGUCUUGGAACCCGGAUGGCAAUAUUAAUGGAGUGGAAUAUAAAGAUGGGGAUCUCGUGAUCCAGUUUCCAGGUUUAUACUUCAUUAUUUGUCAGCUACAAUUUUACCUGCCUCAAUGCCCUGGACAUCCUGUCGACUUACGUUUGGAGAUUUACAUCAACAAGGAGUGCAAAAAGAUGGCCAUGGUGACGGUGUGUGAGUCUCAAGUAAAGACCGAAAAGAUAUACCAAAAUCUCUCACAAUUCUUACUCGAGGACCUGCAGGUCAACAACACAAUCUCAAUCAAAGUGAGCAAUAACUCAAUGGUGGACAGACACACCUUCCCUCUUCAGAAUGUGCUGUCUGUUUUCUUAUACAGCGAUUCCAAAUGA